AUGGGAGCAUCAAAAUACUGCUAUAUUGGAGGAUUUGAUGCAACAAGCAGGAAGACCCUUGAUGAGAUUAAAGACAAAUCACUUCGUAAAAAAGUUAGUAAAAGUAUAUUUAAAGAUUUUGUUAGUUUGGUUCAAGCAUGGCUAAGCAAACUUCAGCGCUCAAAAUCAUUGCGGGGUGUUUUUGCUGAGACCAACCAAAGUGAGCUGUCAGCAUUCAUAUCAUAUGCAUUGGCAUUUCCUAAUAACUUUCUUGCCCUUGUAGACACUUAUGAUGUCAUACGAAGUGGAAUCCCCAACUUCUGUGCAGUUGCAUUAGCUCUCAAUGAGUUAGGAUACAAAGUAGUUGGCAUUAGACUGGACUCUGGUGACCUUGCCUAUUUGUCUUGUCAAGCCAGGAAGAUCUUUUGGGAAUUCGCGGUGUCUGGCUUUGGGAAGACUAGUAUUACAGCUAGUAAUGAUCUUAAUGGGGAAACUUUAGAUGCUUUAAAUAAACAGAUUGAACCAGAAUCACAAACAAAACUUUUAGAUGCUACACUGAACUUGGAAGGAGUGUUGUUGGCUGAAGUUCCAGGAGCAGGAGGAUUUGAUGCUCUUUGCUGUUACUUUGAGAGAUUCAAGCAGCAAUGUGACAAAAACCUGGAGCUCACUCAAUGUUCUUGCCCUUCUGGUUAAAGAAGAUCUUUGUGGUGUUUCCUUAGAAAGUGCUGACCGUAGA
This is a messenger RNA of Arachis stenosperma, 715 nucleotides long. Its product is annotated as nicotinate phosphoribosyltransferase 1-like. Gene Ontology annotation, biological process: NAD+ biosynthetic process. The record is from RefSeq and is a predicted model, not a curated record. The transcript has 7 exons. The coding region runs from base 1 to 672 and encodes 223 amino acids. Gene Ontology annotation, molecular function: nicotinate phosphoribosyltransferase activity. NCBI's taxonomy places the organism in Eukaryota, Viridiplantae, Streptophyta, Magnoliopsida, Fabales, Fabaceae.